CAAGUCGCUUCACCAUAUAACGUUCACUUACAAUUAUCCCGUGGUUACCUCAAAAAUGACCACCUUCCUCUCGAGCAUACUCCCCACAGGGUUACGCAUACCAUCCCUACCCAACCCAAUCGCCUUCCUAACAAGGCAGGAAGAGGAACAGCCUCCAGAGCCCCAAAGACAACCUCAGCCUGAUACCAACGUCCAGAACCAACCCAGUGAGAUCCAUCCACAUACAGACGACCAUGUCGAGCAUGCCGUGUCAGACACUGAACUUCAUGAGGACCUUGGCACACGCCGAAGGAGGCAGCCGAAUGAGACCUUCAUCAUAGUCCGGCCUCCACCUGCGAAGAACAACCAUCCCCUCAAUCUCCAAAUUCAACUUAUUCCGCCAAAUCUGCAAAAACAGCAACGUCGAAGCGUCGAGCUCUCCAGAGACGAUAUACAGUCUCCCGUAACACCAGAUAGUGCUGGGUCUACCCUUACCCGUCGAACAUCCAUCCGUUCAGAUCGAAGCGCUUCUCUUUACUCUUUUGCAUCAAGCUCAGUCACCUCCUUGUCUUCCACCUCGAGCGGCCGGCGUGUCAUCCCCUUAUAUAAUCUUUCUGCGCACAAUGUUAUUCAAAACACAGUUUUGGACGCGGGGACCGAUGCUAAAGUUGCAAAGUUCAUGAAAAAGGGUCUCGAGGUCAUGCAAGUCGUAUAUAUUGAACCGGUCGAAUUUUGGGAGCAUUCACAUCAUCUUCUGGACCACAGAGGAACGCGAUUAUCGGACAACAGCCAUAUCACCAACACAGAGUCUGCUGGGGAUCGCACACCUCGGACAUCCUUUUCCCACGACAAAUAUCCAUAUCCAGCACCUCCCAUCACUCCGCGCGCUGAACGUCUUGCCCCACCUCAACCGGAACAGAAGAAGCAAAAGAGGCCGUUCGGAAACCUCUUCAAACGUCGGAAUGGAUCGAUUUCCGAACUCUCCGCGGUUCAACAGCCACCUCCCUCCCCUGCACGAACCGAAACUAUGCCCACAUCGCCAUCUAUCACAACUUCAGAAGAACGGCUUCUGGCGCCCACAUUAGGACUACAGCCAACACAAGGCUCAAAGAUGGCUGCUCACAAUCAUAACCGGGCAAUCUCAUACGUGUGGGUCGUCCGAAAAUGGUUAAAGCCAACUGGUGAGAACUGGCUGAAUAAGGGCCUGAAUAAUUUGCGGAUGGGCGGGCUUAAUCAAGCUGAUCCGAUGGCUGAUAUUGAACUGCGAUUUGAAUGGACGAAGGCUGGGGAUCAUCGACAAGGCGGUCGGAGAAGAAGUGUAACAGAGGCAGAGUCCGCAACUCCAAGUGCCCGGAACUCCAUUGUUGCUCCGCACGCAACGAGCCUUGCACCUCCUAAUCUGGAGCGGUGUCCAGCACCUUCUUUCAAGCGUCGGUCAGUGUCUCCGCGCUCUUCAGCAGCGGCGCUCCACGUACCCCCUGCGCCAACCUCAAUCGAGACGAGCUCGACAAACUCGCAAUCCGAUCCUGAGGACGAUGAUACACCGUGGACCUGCACCCUGCAUGUUUCGCCGACCCAAGCAAAGAUGCGUGUCGCAGCUCUGAUACCCGCGCCUCACCAUCCCAAACUCUUAGGGCAGGUCAAGAUACCCUUCCCCCUUCCGGAUGUUGCUGUGGAUCGCGGAGAGUUCUUGCCAAGAGUGGAUGGAGUGGAUAAUGUGGAAGAGGCUGGGCUCUUACUAACAGCUGAAGAUAUCAAGGAUAUCAUCGCGUCGACGUGCCUAUGGCUGGUUGUGAGGGAAAGCUUCGGUGGUAUUGACAAGAAGAGGAAAGGGGAUGGCUGGCGGCUCCGAAGUUGA
This is a messenger RNA of Dacryopinax primogenitus, 1837 nucleotides long. RefSeq lists its product as uncharacterized. Bases 56 to 1837 code for a protein of 593 amino acids. NCBI's taxonomy places the organism in Eukaryota, Fungi, Basidiomycota, Dacrymycetes, Dacrymycetales, Dacrymycetaceae. The transcript has 3 exons. The record is from RefSeq and is a predicted model, not a curated record.